Molecule: messenger RNA, 2043 nt
Organism: Perognathus longimembris pacificus (Pacific pocket mouse)
Lineage: Eukaryota; Metazoa; Chordata; Mammalia; Rodentia; Heteromyidae
Gene: Usf2
Product: upstream transcription factor 2, c-fos interacting
Exons: 9
Coding region: 454-1491 (345 amino acids)
Biological process (GO): regulation of transcription by RNA polymerase II
Molecular function (GO): protein dimerization activity; RNA polymerase II cis-regulatory region sequence-specific DNA binding; DNA-binding transcription factor activity, RNA polymerase II-specific
Source: RefSeq, a predicted model, not a curated record
AAAAGAAGGGGGGUGAAAAAUAAAAAAGGAAAAAAAAAAAAGAAAAAGGAAAAAAAAGGAAGCGGCGGCGGCGGCGGAGGCUCUGCAGCAGCGAUCGGCCCCGCGGGACCGGGCCCGGGGCCGAGGCCGGGUGGUGGCUCGGCCGUCCGGUGACUCCCGCGGCAGCGGCCAUUCCAGGGCGGGCCGGGUGGAAAACAAAAAGUGCGGCGGCGGCGCGGGCGGCCCCGGGCCGUGCGCACGGGUGGCGGCGGCGGCGGCGGCGGCGGCGGGAGCGGCGGCGCCUCACAUGACCCCACUGUUUGUCCCCGUGAUCAGCGCGAGCGGCUCCCGUGUCUCCUCCGUCCCCUCCUGCGGCGCGGCGUGAGCGCCGGGCUCCCCCCCCCGCCCGCCCCCUCCCCUCCCUCCCCUCCCCCUCCCCCCGGGCCCCGCGCCCCCCCCGCCCCCACCCCCCCCAUGGACAUGCUGGACCCGGGCUUGGACCCCGCAGCCUCGGCCACCGCCGCCGCCGCCGCCGCCAGCCACGACAAGGGACCCGAGGCCGAGGAGGGCGUCGAGCUGCAGGAAGGCGGGGACGGUCCCGGGGCGGAGGAGCAGACGGCCGUGGCCAUCGCCAGCGUCCAGCAGGCGGCGUUCGGCGACCACAACAUCCAGUACCAGUUUCGCACAGAGAAUAAUGGAGGACAGGUGACAUACCGCGUAGUCCAGGUGACUGAUGGUCAGCUGGACGGCCAGGGUGACACGGCUGGUGCUGUCAGCGUCGUGUCCACCGCUGCCUUUGCUGGGGGGCAGCAGGCUGUGGCCCAGGUGGGUGUGGAUGGGGCCACCCAGCGUCCUGGCCCUACCGCUUCCUCUGUGCCCCCAGGUCCGGCAGCCCCCUUCCCCCUGGUAGGUGUCCAGCAACAUCCAGGAUGGGUGAGAGGGAGGGGAACACAUGGAGAAGGGACAUUGCUUCUGCCAUUGGGGGGCUCCCAGGGCAGGGCCGGAAGCAUACACAUGGCCAGGUCCAGAGACAGGCAAUCAGUUCCCUCUGGCCAGUUCUACGUCAUGAUGACCCCCCAGGAUGUGCUUCAGACAGGAACACAGAGAACAAUUGCUCCCCGGACGCACCCCUACUCUCCAAAAAUUGAUGGAACCAGAACGCCCCGGGAUGAGAGGAGGAGAGCUCAGCACAAUGAAGUAGAGCGGAGGCGGAGGGACAAAAUCAACAACUGGAUCGUGCAACUUUCCAAAAUCAUUCCAGAUUGUAACGCGGACAACAGUAAGACAGGAGCGAGUAAAGGGGGGAUCCUGUCGAAGGCCUGUGAUUACAUCCGGGAACUCCGGCAGACCAACCAGCGCAUGCAGGAGACCUUCAAGGAGGCUGAGCGGCUGCAGGUGGACAAUGAGCUUCUCCGACAGCAGAUCGAGGAGCUGAAGAACGAGAACGCUCUCCUCCGAGCCCAGCUACAGCAGCACAACCUGGAGCUGGUGGGCGAAAGCACCCGGCAGUGACACAGGGUGGACCCUCCGGUGCCCGCCGCCCUGGUGCCCGCGCGCCGCCGGCCUCGCUGCCCUCCCCAGCCCUUAGCACACAGAGGGGCAACGCCCCUCCCCCAGCUGCGAUUUUUUUAUAGUAGAUUUUUAACAAACACGGGGAGACAUACAUGCAUUUCUGUGGAUACAUUGCCCACCACCCUCCUCAACUUGGAAAUGAGUCCCUGUCCGUCUGUCUGUCUCCCAGUCUGCACCAGGCGCCCCACCCCCCACCCCCCAGGAGACAGGCCCUGCCCUUCCCGCUGCCUCCUUGGUCUCAGAGGUCCUGAGACAGGGUGCUCAUGGGAAGAAGGGAGCUUUGGGGGAGCCCUCUGGGCCCUGGGCCUAUGCAGGGAGGCCUUGUCCCACCCACCUCUUGUUUCUGGGUUCCUGCUCCCCUCUGAGUGUGUGUGUGUGUGUGUGUGUGCGCGCGCGCGUAUGUGUGUUUUAAUCUUCUUUAUGGAAAAGUGGACAAAAAAUAGAGAGGUAUUUAACUGCAAUAAACUGGCCCCCUGUGGCCCCCGCCUUGUC